Molecule: messenger RNA, 1983 nt
Organism: Panicum virgatum (switchgrass)
Lineage: Eukaryota; Viridiplantae; Streptophyta; Magnoliopsida; Poales; Poaceae
Product: protein FAR1-RELATED SEQUENCE 5-like
Exons: 8
Coding region: 10-1983 (657 amino acids)
Biological process (GO): regulation of DNA-templated transcription
Source: RefSeq, a predicted model, not a curated record
CCCACAAGCAUGGCAACGAGAAGGCUCCAGUUUGGUGAAGUAGGAGAGCAGGGAGAUGUUCCGGUGAGAAAAGAACAGGAAGUCAUUGUCGAAGAGGCAACAAGGUGCAAUCUAGGGAUGCAGCAGGAUGUAUCAGAGAAUCAAGGAAUACAGGGGGGUGUUUCAAAUGAAAGGAGGAUGAAUAUAGACGAAGGAAUACACACACCACAUGCAUCGAGCAUGACCGAGGGUGAAGAAGGAUGUAGCAGAAAUAUAAUCACACCGCCUGCAACUGUUGACCCAUUUGAUAUUCAGACACCGAAUCCUGGACAUAUAUACACACAUAGAGACGACAUGGACGAAGCUUGGAUUCCAAGAGUGGGUAGGUGCUUCAAAUCAGAGGAAGAAGCACAUGAAUUCUACUGUACAUAUGCUGAAAAGGCAGGUUUCGAGCCAAAAAAGGCUAACAAGUCAGGGAAUACUAGGUACUUUAGGUGCAAUCGUUUUGGAAAAGGAGAGUACUACAAGAAAGACGAGGCAGAACGAAAAACGGGCAAGACAUCAAAGAAGACAUCGUGCCUGGCGAUGAUAAAGCUAAAGUUUAGACGUGAUGAAGAAAGUAAUGAAAAAGUAGCGGAGAUAGAGCAGGUCAGACUAGAUCAUAACCAUGUGUUGCUCCCAAAGCCUACAGAGACAAAACAUAUGAGGGCGCACAAGAACAAAGAUCCUCUGCUUCUAGACUAUGUUGAUGACCUACAAGCAAAUGACGUUCCUAACCAUUGCGUUAGAAACAUAAUAAGAGGUAUGCAUGGGGGUGAGGAGAACAUAGCAAUGACCGACAAAGAUCUGGAAAAUAGAAGGGCAGCGAAUAUGAGGGCGGAGCAUGCUAAUGACGUGAACAAGCUGAUGGAAUUCUUCAAAGACUGUGAGGCAGAGAACCCCCAAUUCCGGUGGGAGGCAAAGCUUGACACGAAUGGAUGCAUACACAGCAUAUUUUGGAGCCAUGCAAGCAUGCAAGGGGACUAUAUAGAUUUUGGUGAUGCAAUGACAUUUGAUACAACAUAUAAAACAAAUAUUUAUGAUAAACCACUAGCUAUGUUUGUUGGCUCUGACCAUCACCUACAUAACACCGUUUUCGGGUGUGCACUGCUCGGAGAUGAAAAACAGGAAACAUUCGAGUGGGUUUUCAAAGCAUUUAAAAAAUGCAUGGUCAAGAACCGAACAAAAUGUAUUCUGACAGAUGAAGAUACAGCUAUGGAAGCAGCAAUCAAGAAGGAGUUUCCAGGGAUAACUCACAAAAUAUGCAGGUGGCAUGUAGUAAACAGGCUAUCUUCGGAGCUGAACAAAUUGUAUGAAAGGUACAAGAAACGAGACUUCAAGCAAAAAUUUAAUUCGGUGCUAAACCAUCCACUAACACCUUGGGAGUUUGAGGCAGCAUGGAAUAAUCUAAUAGCAGAAUUUAAACUAGAAGAAAAUACUGCACUUCAAAGCCUUUAUGAUCAGCGCAAAAGGUAUAUCCCAGUCUAUUUCAAAGGUGAUUACUGUGGAAGAAUGGCAUCCACACAACGCAGCGAGAGCACUAAUUUUAUUAUGAAGAAGUGUUUUGUGGGAAAGAAAACAGCAUUGCACAGGUUUGCGAAGCAAGUACUUAAUUUUUUGCAUACAAGGAGGAUGAAGGAAGGUGCGGAGACUUACCAUGGAACGAGCAAGACCCUUACAAAGACCAAAUGGGAAUUCGAGAUACAAAUGGGAAGAAUUUACAGUAGAAAUGUGUUUAAAGACUUCGAGACAAAACUGUUUGAAUGCACUGCAUAUAAGAUUGAGGACGAUACAGAUGCAGGUAGGAAUUACUAUCUAAUAUGUCAUACACACAAGACUACGAAGAUAUGUUGGGGGCAACACAAAUUUAAAGUACGAGCAGACAAAGAGAAGGAUGAUUUCGGCUGCGAGUGCAGGGAGUGGGAGCACACAGGUACAAAAAAGUUAGAAGCUAUAAAAGUGUAA